Messenger RNA from Zootoca vivipara (common lizard), 2670 nucleotides. The record is from RefSeq and is a predicted model, not a curated record. Lineage: Eukaryota; Metazoa; Chordata; Lepidosauria; Squamata; Lacertidae.
GUGCUUUGAGCCGUUUAUUUUACUUUUAUUUUUGCUUGCCCUUUGUAUCUAGGAUGCGCUUGGUUAGAAUCUCGCAGUCACUCCGAUAAAUACUGGUGCCAUUCACUGAACAAUGGCAACGGUGACACCUGAUCAGCACAGAUAUUCUUCACCCAUCAGCUACACCAGCUUUGGGAAUAUUGUGAGUGCCUUGGAAUGCCGGAAAAAGAUAACGUGUGUCUCUAUUGUGAGAAGGAAACAAACUACGCUUAUCGGUGGACGUCACCUGCUGGCAGGAAUGAGAUAGGGAGAUCAAAAAAAGAAAAUAAAAAAGGAGGAGAAGGCUCUGAGCUGGCAGGCAGGGUUGGCAGCUAUCAGGAAAGUAAGAAAGUUUCCAUGUUCUGGGACACAUGAGGCAGGUCCAAUGUUCUUGGGUGUCACUGCUUUCCAGGCACCGCUCACCUGUGGCUCCUAGAAGCUAUCGGCAUGUGGCAGCAGCCACACCUCGGGAACGGCUUUGACUGGCCCGCUAAACCAGAUUUGAUGAAGAAGCUUCUGUGGUGACAGGAAAUGGACACUGACAAUUCAUCUGCAAGCCUCCAGCUCACCACCGAGCAAAAGAACAAGGAAGCACCACCUGAGUUGAGCCCUGUACCACAUUCUGAAGGCACCUCAAAAUACGAUGAAGAUUUUUUCUCUGGGCUAAGCCCAGAAGAGAAGGAAUGUCUAGAGAACUUGCUGCAGGCAAUUGACUCCUUGGAUGAUGAUCUUUUGGAGGAGGAGGAAGAAGAAGAAGAAGAAGAAGAAGAAGGUGCAGGUGCAGAGGACCAAUGCAAGAACAGUGUUGACUCCCGGAUGCAGCAAAGUACGCCUGUGGAGGCAGCCUCAGCCAAGCCCGGUUCUCCUCGCCCUGCCCUUUCCAAGAUUAAAGUGUCCAAGUCCCUUUUGGAGGAAUCAGCUGACAUCACUCUGGGGAGGAGCAGGCCCAACCCUUCUUCUCCCAAAGCCAGAGGGCCUCAUAGAUUGGCGGAAUCUCACCCUGCUUACUUCAGGAAGUUUGACACAAUAAUGAGGUCAGGGGUCAACGUCCAAGAGCUUCGCUCUCGCUUUCUCCACCACCUUGACGUCUCCACUGCUGUCAGGGAGCCAACAGAGGAUGCUGCGGGAACAGAUAAGAAGCCGUUGCCGUUGCCUGGAGGCCAGAGGUCCCCUAGGGAUGAAGCACUGCAGAAGUUGGGCCUCUUCCAGAGAAUUUCUAGCAUUCCAAAUAUGAAAAGUCCUCUGGUGCCCACAGUGGGCCAGCAUGCCCAGGAUUCACAGGCCGAAAGUCUGAACCACGCGGGAAUGGCAGGCUCCAUCAACACCAUGGAAGAGCCUGUGAAAUAUUUCACACACCCCAAUCUCUGAGAGGCGAGAGACUCCAGGCGUUCAAGCCCUAACCCAGGUUCUGGUUUCCUUGGAAUGAAGGCCAGUGGAGACUGAUGUCUUUAGGAUGUGUGGUUUUAUUUGCACAUAUACUGUAUACAACCUAAGCAUAGGAUGGAGGGACUCAUAGCAUUAACAGUCCAACAGAUCUUGCUUCCCUAUUAGGUUUCCAGAGAAGACCCAAAGUGACCAGUUUGCCCCCCCCCCCCAGAGCAAGACAUGUCUCUGUCUCUCUCUAGCUUCCAGCCUCAGAUAAAACAACACCCACCAGAACCAACUGCCCUGGCUUAUUGCUCGCCUUCCUAGGAUGUCAUGGCAUCCAGCCAGGUGAGGUGGGAAAUGGCCCACCCAUUUGUAUCUAUGGCUGUCUCUUAGGACAUGUAAGGACGGUGCUUCGGGGCUGGAUUAGGACCUUUAGAGGCCCUAGACACUUAAAAGGUUUUGGUGCCCCCUUAUAUAUCAAAUUCAAAACAUAAACAAUGAUAAAACCGUAAAAUUAAGUUUUAUUUUUUGAAAUGAAAUGAAGCCUACAUGAGGGUCGCUUAACUGGCCCAUGAGAGCCGCUUAUCUGGCCCAUGAGCUGCUCCCGAACUGAGCCGCCCACUCGGUGAGUCCCCGCGUGAUCCGGCCCAUGCCUGGUAAGCCUUGCCGACCCCUGGUGUGGAGUGUCAUCUACCUGCCAGACAGAAUAAUUUCCUGGUUGUACAAAUCUCAAUCGGAUGUACAAAAGAGACAGUAAGAAUACGAUGAGAAAAGUACGUACAUUAACUAUACAGAUAAGAUGCACUCCGGGCAGUGAUGGGAGGUCAAUAUUUCAGAUUUAAUAAGUUAGGUUCGAUUACGGUUAUUUGAUGAAAUUUGUUUUGUAUAUUGUUUUGUAUAUAUUUGACUUACAUUUCGCAACUAACACAGGAAGAACGAAACCACAAGCAUGUAUCUUUAAAAUGUAACUGUCACAGACGCGGCAGUGGCUACUCUAGAGUAACGACUCCUCCAGGCGUUGUCUUUUCAUUCUUUUAUUUAGUGCUGAUUAUUUACAGUGCAGAGCAGUACUAUGUACAUGUUGUCAGUUAGGGGUCAGAACCUCCGAAUGGAGAUUCGCGCGUUUUCCUACAGCAAAGAAGUCUAGGGAUACUGAAUCUCCGCCCCCGUCGUUUCCUUCUCAGUUCCGGGGUCGGUGGGACUGGUCUUCUUCCUUUGCCUCCCACUUCCCUUCCCACACUGGGCAUGGGCUCCGCUACCUUGCCUGAGCCUUGGUCACCACUU